Messenger RNA from Telopea speciosissima, 1923 nucleotides. Its product is annotated as amidase 1-like. The transcript is spliced from 10 exons. The coding region runs from base 70 to 1380 and encodes 436 amino acids. The record is from RefSeq and is a predicted model, not a curated record. NCBI's taxonomy places the organism in Eukaryota, Viridiplantae, Streptophyta, Magnoliopsida, Proteales, Proteaceae.
GCUACUGACAACCCUGAAGAGAGAAAGAGAGAGAGAGAGAGUGAGAGAGAUUUGAAUUGCGUACUAGAGAUGGCGGCGGUAGAGUCGGAUUUCGGAGCUUUCACGGAGAAAUUCGUACUAAGUCCUCCAUCGACUGAUUCUACUCAACAGCUCCCACUGAACGGCCUCACUUUCGCCAUCAAAGACAUAUUUGAUCUUGAAGGAUACGUGACUGGAAAUGGUAAUCCAGAUUGGGCCAGGACCCACUUGCCUGCCGUUUCAACGGCUCCAGCUGUUUUAGCUGUCUUGAACGCUGGUGCCACAUCUGUUGGAAAAACUGUCAUGGAUGAAAUGGCCUACAGUCUAUUUGGAGAAAACACACACUAUGGAACACCUGUUAAUCCAUGUGCACCAGAUCGGAUACCUGGAGGAUCUUCAAGUGGAUCUGCUGUAGCAGUGGCAGCGAAGCUUGUAGAUUUCUCCUUAGGAACUGACACUGGAGGAAGUGUAAGAGCCCCUGCAGCAUUCUGUGGAAUUUAUGGGUUUCGGCCUUCACAUGUAAUUGUUCCUACUAGGGGUGUUAUUCCUAUGGCACAGAGCUUUGAUACAGUUGGAUGGUUUGCAAGGGAUCCUGUGAUCUUGAAUCAAGUAGGGCGUGUUUUACAGCAAUUGCCUAAUGUGGAGACGGUACAACCAAGCCACAUUAUUGUUCCGGAUGAUUGUUUCCAACUUCUGAGCAUUCCCAGUGAUCGUGUGACUCAGGUUCUUCUUAAGUCUAUUGAAAAGUUGUUUGGAGGUCAAAGUAUUAGGCAUACAAACCUUGGUGAUUACGUUAAGGAUAAAGUUCCUAGUUUGAAGCAUUUUAUGGGUGAAGGCAAUGAUCAACUAGAGUAUAAUAUACCAUCAUUAGUUGCCAUUUCAAGAGCCAUGAGGUUGCUUCAGAGGUACGAGUUCAAGAUAAACCAUGAAGAAUGGAUCAGUUCAGUUAAACCUCAUUUUGGUCCGUUCAUAUCAGAACGCGUACAGGAAUCCCUUAUGGCAACAAGUGAAAACAUUGACAUCUUUCAUACGGUUAGGAAUGAACUCCGUGCUGCUCUUAAUGACCUGCUUGAGGAAUUUGGUGUACUUGCUAUUCCUACAGUUCCUGGGCCUCCAUUGAAGUUGCAAACAGAGAAUGUUACACUUGAAAAUUUUCGUGCUAGAGCAGCCAGCUUGCUGUCUAUCGCUGGAGUUUCUGGGUUUUGCCAGGUGAAUAUACCUCUGGGAAUGUAUGAUAACCUUCCGGUGGCAGUGUCUCUGUUGGCCAAGCAUGGUGCAGAUGGUUUUUUAUUGAAUCUUGUUGAGAACCUUGAUGGUUCUUUGAAGGAACAGAUUGAAAUUGCUCAAAGAAUGAGUUUCUAAAGUUGUCUCUUUGUACAAUUCAAGAUUAUUGAUUCAGAUAAAGCCAAGAGAUGCACACUAUCAUGCCUGUUGAUGAGACUGAAGACACCCUUUUAGCGAAAGAAUAGAGGCAGCCAACUCGCUAAGUGAAUCUCCAAUUUGUAGGUACUUGUGCCAUGGAUGGGAGAACCCAAACUUGCCAUGCCAUGGUUCCCACCUUGCAAAAUUUGCCUGGAAAAUGAAAAAACAAUUGCCAUGUCAUUUGUUCGUUGUUUUGAAUAGUAGUUUUGUAAUGAAAAGAGAACAUAAUUAAGUUUUACAGGUUGAAGUUCAAAUAAUGAAAGCGAACAUAAUAAAGUUCUACAGGCUGAAAUUCAAAAUGUAUCUGAUUCACAUGAAAUAAAAUCCAGAGUAGCAAGAAUUGAAGAGGCUGCUGGUUAAGUACUAAUGCUUCUUGUAGUUGUAGGAGAGUUUAAAAUUCAGAUAUUCAUAGAUACCAGUGAUUCAUCUGUGGACUUUGAGUGGAGCACUGAUUUGCAAGCAUUGAAACUGGUUUCAGAUUGA